UUGUGUUGUUCUGUUCUUAGGAUCGUGGCUAGACGUUUCCAUUUUUCCGAUCUCGUCUUCAUUGGAUUUGACGUCCAGCAUUGAAGUCAAGAAAGGUACCAAUGCGUUCGUCUCGGGGAUCAUAAUUCAAACUACUUGUGUGUAUUUUCUAUCACCGGGGCUGCUUGGACAGCCCUUAUAAAUUCGCGCAAUGCUCCCCUUGUCCUUCCAAGGCGUCCAACUAUGGUUCCUUCUUUGAGUCGCUGGGUUGUCCUUUCUCUUGCCUUGUCUUUUGCUUCUGCUUCACCGCUAGAGGGAUCUGUUCUUCAUCGGCGCCAGUCGGUAACGACUCUGACGCCCGAGCAGGUUGCCGCUUACAAGCCAUAUUCUUACUACGCCAGUGCAGGAGCCUGUCAGCCAUCGUUGACGCUAAACUGGACUUGCGGUACUGCUUGCGAGGCCAACCCUGACUUUAAACCCGUUGCAUCGGGGGGCAACGGAGAUUCAGUACAGUUCUGGUAUGUCGGGUAUGCUCCCAGCCUCGACACCGUUAUCGUGAGCCACCAAGGGACCGAUUUUUCGAAACUCCUACCUAUUCUUACCGAUAUCAACAUAAUUCUCUCGAACCUCGACGACAUUCUGUUUCCCGGAGUCAGCUCAGACAUAAUGGUCCACAGCGGCUUCAAGGAAGCACAGGCCGACGCGGCUGAAAUUAUUCUUUCAUACGUGGAAAUGGCCAUGUCUACGUACUCUACAAAUUCUGUCACUGCCAUUGGACAUUCUCUGGGAGGCGCCAUCGCUCUCCUUGAUGGAGUUUACCUUGACUUGCAGCUCCCUUCGGCAUCUGUAUCGGUGGUCAGCUACGGUAUGCCUAGGGUCGGGAAUCAAGCAUUCGCGGAUUAUGUUGACGCAAAUGUGAACGUGACUCAUGUUAACAACAAAAAGGAUCCGGUGCCUAUACUCCCAUGGAGAGAGAUUGGCUACCAUCAUUGCUCUGGAGAGAAGCAUAUCACUGACUCCAAUGAAUGGGUCAAUUGCCCAGGCCAGGACAGCCCGGACGCGCAGUGCAUUGUCGGAGAAGUCGGUAACCUUCUCGAAAGUAAUGCUGCGGACCACAUUGGUCCUUACGACGGAGUAACCAUGGGAUCAUGUUAAUAGUACGAUAUCAGUGAUAAUUUUCAUUUUGUCGACACGUCAAUUCUGAUCAAACACUUGAUUUUGACCCUCUCACUUCCCACACCACCAAGUACUGGAAGGCCCUCUGUUUAAUAAGCACGCCUCAUCUAGCCAAUUGAGUUCGAUGAGAGCGGGUACUAUCUAAAUUUGAUGAUAUAGAUAUAGAUAUCAAUCUCUUAGAU
Messenger RNA from Desarmillaria tabescens, 1337 nucleotides. RefSeq names its product alpha/beta-hydrolase. Gene Ontology annotation, biological process: lipid metabolic process. The transcript is spliced from 9 exons. Lineage: Eukaryota; Fungi; Basidiomycota; Agaricomycetes; Agaricales; Physalacriaceae. The coding region runs from base 223 to 1134 and encodes 303 amino acids. The record is from RefSeq and is a predicted model, not a curated record.